Messenger RNA from Ylistrum balloti, 2408 nucleotides. Its product is annotated as wolframin-like. Gene Ontology annotation, molecular function: protein binding. The transcript is spliced from 5 exons. The record is from RefSeq and is a predicted model, not a curated record. The coding region runs from base 1 to 2379 and encodes 792 amino acids. Gene Ontology annotation, biological process: calcium ion homeostasis; endoplasmic reticulum unfolded protein response. Lineage: Eukaryota; Metazoa; Mollusca; Bivalvia; Pectinida; Pectinidae. Gene Ontology annotation, cellular component: endoplasmic reticulum membrane.
AUGGCUGAAAAGAAGGACUCGUCUGCUGCACCGUCUAAACAAACUGAGGUUCCCGAAGUUUCUAAAGAAACUUUAAAUCAGUGGGAGACAGAAGCCAAGGAUGGUAAAGAUGAAAGUCAGGUGAAACUGGGAGACUAUCUUCUGAAGCUUGCUGAUUCUGGAAUAGAAAGAGAGGAGAAUGCUCAGAAAGCUAUACAUUGGCUUGUGCAGGCAUCAAAGCAAGGCAAUGAUGAUGCUACCAAAAAGCUGGGAAAAUGUCUCAAAACAAAAACAGGCAUCACAGCUGAGAAUGAAGAAAAUGUUCAGUGGUGUGUGGAAACAAGUAACUUUGAGAAGAAAGUGCGGUCAGCAUCUUGUGGUCUUUUCCACACCUUGUCAGGGACACAUCAGAAAGUGAUGUCUUUAGAAGAAUAUAUCACAGCAGUCAAGAAAGUAUCAGGGGGAGAUGUUUUGGAGGAGAAAGUUCUUAUAGCUGCAGGUAAGAAGAUUGGUGACAACAUCAGUGAAACAGAAUUUGCCAAAGUUUUAUCAAAAAAGAUUCAAGGAAAGAUAACUCUGACAUCGUCAGAAAAAGAUUCCCAAUCAGAAGAGUACAAAAAAGCUGGAAUUAUCAACAAGGUUAUCAAGCAUCCGAAAGCUACAGCCAUGGUUCUUUUCGAUGAGGCAUUGGAAUGGGUUUCUGAUGAAGGUUUGAAAUUUGGCUGGUCCCUUAUUCCAACAAAUCAGCUUUACUUGCUUGGUGUGUUUUUUCUGUACAGUUUCAUAUCAACAAAGCUCCUGUUUCUUGUUAUCCCACUCAUUGUAUUUUACAUUGCGAUUACCAUCAUGGUUAUCUCGACCUUACAAAUGUUCUACAAGAGCAAGAAGUUAAGGGACGCUACUGCAAUGGCAAGCAUUCUCAAGAAUUAUGAUGUAGGAGUAGAUGUUGAUGAUACAAAGUCACAGUACUCAUGGAACUCGUUAACACCAUAUUUGGUGUAUUUUGGUGCCUUACCUUUUUUGAUAGUUAGCUUUUCAUUGGCUAACAAAUUAUUCAUACCCUGCUCUGAAUUGAUGAUACUCUCUGGCGUGUUGUCUGCUAUUUGUUUUUCUGCGUUAAGUGACAGUCAUGAUCUUAUCACACUGAUGGCAUUGGGAUGCAACUUUCUCGCCUCGCUUCCCACAUUUUUCCAUGCAUUUCCUGACAUACCGGUCAUCACCCCGAUCCUACACUUUGUAACAGGUUCGUUAUUCUCUAUAGAGCUUGGUUAUGGUUUUUCUCUGAAUUUCGGGAUUCCUUCUCUUUCACACAUUGUAAUUGGUGUAUUUUUUAUCAUCAUGGCGAUGCAGAAGUCCUUCAAUGGUUUGUACCGGGUGUUGAUUCCACACCUAAUCUGUUACUUCUGGUGGAAUUUCAUGACGUCACUCUUUCCUUUUACGACCUGGACUGGAUUAGCCCGUGCUGGUGUUGGCUAUUUGUUUCUUCCUCUUCUCUUUCCGUUUAUAUUAUUAGCCAUUUUCGGAGGUUUUCUGUAUUUCAUUUAUCGUCUUUUCCUCACAGAGCUUUUCGGGAAGGUUGUUAUAGCUCUUCUGAUGCUGUCUGUGCCAAUUUUGUUAACACAGACUAAAGCACUCUUUGGGAAAAAGACAGAUAAAAAGUAUAAGAAUGUCAAGACUAUUGUCAUGGUAAUUUUCGGUGUUUUAGCUUUCAUCCCUCUAGCCUUUAUUCGGCUACCAAGUUUCAAAUCAAAGGGGAAAUUAAAUCUUUCUUGGGAAGACUACAGCAGUAUUUGUGUUGAUGGACUAACGAGCAACACAGCACCAAAUCAAAUGCUGUGCAGUCAUUUCAUUGGCCAGAAAAUUGUAUGGGAGGGAACAUUUGUCGGUUCAAAGGUUACAAAGAUUGAAAAUAGUGUUGCACCAUUACUGAGUAGCUUGCCAGGAUUUAUUGCAGAACAACUUCGCUGCAUAUACGGAGAAGAAUUUGGAGACUGUGAUUCUGAUGAAAUCACAGAAAAGGAACAACAAAUUUGUCAGCUGAUGAAAGGGGCAGGGAGAGACUGUCACUUGAAGAAACAUGACACUUUCUCAUUUCUGGUCAAUGUAGAAAUGCCAGACUCUGUGAUGCUUAAUUUGGAUGCGGGCGAUGGAUUUAAAGCAACAGUUGCUGCUUUAGAAGCUGAAGACAAAGUCAGAGUUACAGCAACUCUUCAUGAUGGCUUUGGGACAAAAGCCUUACAUCUGAAGCUGAAACAUAUUAGUUGUCUGAGCAGAGAGCUGCCAGUCAUGGAAAUGAUUGAAGAAGAAGAUGAUGAUGAAAUCAUUGAAAAAGCCAUGAAUGAAGCUGUCACUGUUGCAUUUAAUUUCUUCUGGUAUCCUUUGGUUGAAUAUACUCCUUAGUUUCUCAAGGCCAAAAGCACAUAUAGGAA